AGGCUAUUUAAAGGCAAGGGAGUGGCCCUUUGGUUUCCCCCCAUCUGUGUGCAGGACCUGAUCAGUUGAGCUGCGGGAACAAACAUCUUGAAGAAGAGCACCAUGCCUGGAAUUGUUUGCACUAGCCUGCAGGUUGCACCUGGCCAGCGCAUUGCUGUGAAGGGUGAUGUUCCAGCAGGAGCUAAGAGUUUUGUAAUUAACUUGGGCAAAAACGGUGACGACCUUCUGCUGCAUUUCAACCCACGUUUUGAUGCUCACGGGGACAUAAGGACCAUCGUGUGCAAUUCCAAGAACAAAGGGCAAUGGGGCACAGAACAGAGGGAGACCAACUUUCCCUUCCAAGAAGGGAGUCCUGCAGAGAUAUUCUUCAUUCAUGACAAAAAAGAGGUGACCGUUACAUUACCUGGCAACCAUCAGUUCAAGGUCCCCAACAACCCUGGCUUUGAAGGCAUCAACUAUGCCUGCGUCGAAGGCGACUUCGUAUUCAAAGGCAUCUCACUCGCUUAACUGAUCUCCCGUCCUGGUCCUGCCCCACUUCCCUUUCCUGCUUAAUAAGGCAGAAAAAUAAACACAGCUGAUUUCUGA
Messenger RNA from Elgaria multicarinata webbii, 585 nucleotides. It is a transcript of the gene LGALS1, whose product is annotated as galectin 1. Gene Ontology annotation, molecular function: carbohydrate binding; laminin binding. The record is from RefSeq and is a predicted model, not a curated record. The transcript has 4 exons. The coding region runs from base 103 to 507 and encodes 134 amino acids. Lineage: Eukaryota; Metazoa; Chordata; Lepidosauria; Squamata; Anguidae.